AUGUCGACUACCACGACUACAACAACCACACGGACCGAUCCGUUGAUAUUGCAAACAGGAGAUGUACAACUACCCAAACCCCAAUACUUUCGCCUGAAACAGGUGGUAGUAAUGCUACAGCUUUGUGCUGUCACGCUCACAGCUUGUUUGAUCAAUGGGUUGGUGAUUGUCGGUCUACCAACCAUCACUAAGGAUCUUCAGCUACCAUCUUCUCUAUCCUUUUGGCCAUCGUCAGUGAGCAAUCUUGCUACUGCAUCUACACUUCUGCUGGCUGGGUCCAUUGCCGAUACUGUUGGUCCACGAUGGGUUGAGCUUGUCGGAUGUCUAGCUAGCGGAGCGUUAAUGCUCGGUCAAGGGCUGUCUCGGACGGGAGAAGAGUUGGUUGUUAUGAGGGCACUGCAGGGUGUUGGUCUCGCGUUGCAUUUGGCGUCUUCCGUUUCCAUUAUCACGCAAAUCCUACCCCAAGGCAGAGGCCGUAAUCUGGCUUUCUCGUGCAUUGGUCUCAGUCAGCCGCUUGGCUUCUCGCUUGGACUAGUCGUUGGUGGUAUUCUUAUUGACACUAUCGGUUGGCGGGCGGGAUGGUACAUAGCCGGAGGAAUAACGUUGUUCUUCUCGCUAAUCGGCAUGUGGGCUUUGCCCAAGAGCGACGAUCAUCAAUAUGCCGAUGUUAUGCAAAAUUUCAGGACCAAGGUCGAUUGGGUCGGUGCUGGGUUGGCUUCUGCAUUCAUGGCUUUGAUUUGCUAUUUACUAGCCGUCUUGAGCGCUGAUCCCUCGCGGAUCAAAACUGCUGAGGCCAUUGUUAUUCUGUGUCUUGCUGUAGCUGCGCUUCCGUCUUUCGUUGCUUGGUCUCAUUACCGGGUCAAAGGGGGUAGGCCAGCGCUGAUCCCGAAUGCGCUUUGGAAGAACGCGUCUUUCUCGAGCAUCUGUGCUACAAUCGCGCUGUCGAAUGCAGUGAUCAACUCCAUGGAGCUGUUUGCUGCCUUGUUCUUCCAAGAAGUCCAAUAUCUGUCCGCUCUACAAGCAUCCAUCCGCAUCCUCCCCAGCCUUGUAGUAGGCGUACUCCUGAACAUCGUGAUUGGAUUCGUCGUCCAUCGAGUUCCCGCCUUUUGGAUCGUUACCGUCACCUCCAUCCUCUGCGCCGGCUCACCAUUACUCAUGGCCGUUAUCCAACCCUCAUGGCCAUACUGGGGCAACGCCUUUGUCGCCCAGUUAUUGCAGCCCGUUAGCUUCAACGCACUUUUCACUAUCGGUCUGAUUGUGAUCACAGAUGUCUUCCCGAGCAACACUCAAGCUUUGGCAGGCGCGGUGUUCAACACAUCUGCGCAAUUUGGCGGGGCCCUGGGAAUGGCUGUGUUGCAGGUUGUUUCUACUAUCAUCACGGAUCAGUCUGAUAGAGAGAAGGAGACGGAAGCGCUGAUGGAUGGGUAUCGGGCUAGUUUCUGGACCAUGUUUGGGUUUAUGAUUCUAUGUACGGUUGUUGGGUAUUUGGGGCUGCGGAGGGCUGGUAGGGUGGGAUUGAAACAGGAUUAA
This is a messenger RNA of Aspergillus ruber CBS 135680, 1530 nucleotides long. RefSeq names its product putative MFS transporter. Gene Ontology annotation, cellular component: membrane. Lineage: Eukaryota; Fungi; Ascomycota; Eurotiomycetes; Eurotiales; Aspergillaceae. The record is from RefSeq and is a predicted model, not a curated record. Gene Ontology annotation, molecular function: transmembrane transporter activity. Bases 1 to 1530 code for a protein of 509 amino acids. Gene Ontology annotation, biological process: transmembrane transport. The transcript has 3 exons.